Etheostoma cragini (Arkansas darter) is the source of this 3699-nucleotide messenger RNA. It is a transcript of the gene wdtc1, whose product is annotated as WD and tetratricopeptide repeats 1. Gene Ontology annotation, molecular function: protein binding. NCBI's taxonomy places the organism in Eukaryota, Metazoa, Chordata, Actinopteri, Perciformes, Percidae. Bases 264 to 2315 code for a protein of 683 amino acids. Gene Ontology annotation, biological process: negative regulation of fatty acid biosynthetic process. The transcript has 16 exons. Gene Ontology annotation, cellular component: Cul4-RING E3 ubiquitin ligase complex; cytoplasm. The record is from RefSeq and is a predicted model, not a curated record.
UGUUUUCGCGAAACAAACAUGCGUAUGCUCAGUGGGAGGAGGGUUGUGUUCAUGUCAGAGAAGGUAUUAGCGAGAAUCCUGUCAACAAACUCACAAAGAGUGUGAUUUCUGACGUUUAUUAAAUGGACAUUUCUUGACAGAAGCCUAUUUAGUUCAAGGAAACCGUUUUAUGUUUUCAACGUCUUUAGAUUUAUUCUCGAAAGAAACAGCGUGAAUGUCAACUGAGCGCUGACCCCUGCAACCCCCAGCCCAGACCCUAAUUGAUGUUUCGUGGUGAGGCCAUGACUGCUGUCAACAUCACCAAAGACAUCCUGCACCGGCAGAUCAGAGACAAGAGAGCAUCAGGCUUCCAAAGGGUGUAUCAUGUCACUGACCCUUUCAUCAAAAGACUUGGACUGGAGGCUGAGCUUCAGGGCCAUACUGGCUGUGUGAACUGUUUGGAAUGGAAUGAACGCGGAGAUUUACUGGCCUCUGGCUCAGAUGAUCAACAUGCCAUCAUCUGGGAUCCAUUCAAACACAAGAAGCUUACAACUAUGCACACAGGUCAUGCAGCAAAUAUAUUCUCUGUAAAGUUCCUCCCUCACUCUGGAGACAGAAUUUUAAUAACGGGUGCAGCCGACACAAAGGUGCAUGUGCACGACCUGACGGUGAAGGAAACCAUCCAUAUGUUUUCUGAUCAUACGAACAGAGUCAAACGCAUCGCCACAGCACCCAUGUGGCCAAACACCUUCUGGAGUGCUGCGGAGGAUGGCAUCAUCAGACAAUAUGACUUGAGGGAGAGCAGUAAGCGCUCAGAGGUGCUUAUUGACCUGACGGAGUUCUGUGGUCAGCUGGUUGAGGCCAAGUGUCUAGCUGUCAACCCACGGGACAACAACUACAUGGCAGUGGGAGCCAACGGGCCGUUUGUUCGCCUUUAUGACAUCAGGAUGAUUAACAACUACAGGAAAUCUAUGACUCAGAGCACAUCAGCAGCUGUGCACACAUUCUGUGAAAGACAGAAGCCCAUCCCAGAUGGAGCUGGACAGUAUUAUGUUGCAGGGCACCUGCCAGUGAAACUCCCAGACUACAAUAAUCGCCUGAGGGUCCUGGUGGCCACCUAUGUCACCUUCAGUCCUGAUGGCACCGAGCUACUAGUUAACAUGGGUGGUGAACAGGUGUAUCUGUUUGACUUGACAUUUAAACAGAGGCCAUACACCUUCUUGCUUCCAAAAACGUGCCAGUCAGCAGCAGGAGAUGUACAGAACGGAAAGACAACCAAUGGCGUCUCCAAUGGAAUUCUCUUGCCGACCAGCCAUAUUCGAUUUGCUGGAAGCAAGAUGCACUCUAGUUCUUCUGAGCUCCCGGCUCACUUGGAGAUGUUAAAGCAGCAAGCUAAUGAUGCAUUUGCACAUCAGCAGUGGACGCAGGCCAUCCAGCUGUACAGUUUAGGCAUUCAUCAUGCCAGCUGCAACGCCAUGCUGUAUGGGAACCGGGCAGCAGCAUACAUGAAGCGCAAGUGGGAUGGAGACCAUUAUGAUGCUCUCAGGGACUGCCUAAAGGCUCUGACUCUAAACCCUGGUCACCUGAAGGCUCAUUUUAGGCUGGCACGGUGUCUGUUUGAGCUGAAGUAUGUGUCCGAAGCUCUGGAGUGUCUUGAUGAUUUCAAAGGAAAGUUUCCAGAGCAGGCUCACAGUAGUGCCUGUGAUUCCUUGGAUAAAGAUAUCAAGGCAGCACUCUUCACCAAGACAGAAACAGCAGAAGAUAAGAAGUUCAACAGCUCCAUUCGAUUCCACUCCACUCCAUUAAGUCGGAAGGAGUCCAUCCCUGAAGAUGAGUUGGUGCUGAGAGAGCGCAGCUUUGACUACAAGCACAGAUACUGUGGUCACUGCAACACUACCACUGAUAUCAAAGAGGCCAACUUCUUUGGAAGCAAAGGCCAAUACAUUGUCAGCGGUUCAGAUGAUGGCUCCUUCUUUAUCUGGGAAAAGGAGACCACUAAUCUGGUGAGAAUCCUGCAGGGGGAUGAGUCCAUAGUCAACUGCCUGCAGCCGCACCCGAGCUACUGCUUCUUGGCUACAAGUGGUAUUGACCCUGUGGUUCGAUUAUGGAACCCCAGACCAGAGACAGAGACUGAGAACGGGCGAGUGGUUGAGGACAUGGAGAGUGCUGCUCAGGCGAACCAGCGACGUAUGAACGCUGAUCCGCUGGAGGUAAUGCUGCUCAACAUGGGCUAUCGCAUCACAGGCCUGCGUGGCGUCGGCCUGCAUGGCGUCGGCCCGGAUGGCUCAGAUGACGAAGACAGUUCAGAGGGACAAGUACAGUGUCGGCCAAGCUAAAGAAACUGUCAGCCAUUCUAGAGAAUGGCUGUAGGAAGCGAAGCACUCUCCUAGCUCCUGUUUUGAAUCUUAAUUUCUCCCCACCCCCCAAUCUGACAGAAACAUUGAGUGAAUGUCUUGUCACAUCUCUGCACUAUGCAUCGCCCUCCCCUGUCCAAAGAGAGGACUGGUGGAGACCACUUUGGGGAGAGGAAUUCACGGAGGGUGGAGAAGACACCCAUCUCACCCCCUUUUAAGCACCUAUCUCAGCCUCACCUUCCACCCAGUGUUGACAGGGGGACAUCUUUUGAGGAGAGCACCUUCCACAUCACUCCCCAGUUUCUCGCGAAGAAGGAGGAGUUCAGCACUUAUCCUUCCUCAGGUUCAUGUUGGAGAGACACACAACACGUAAGAGAAGCCUGUGCUCUGACGACCUAUUUUGAGGUCAGUCAGGCCACACAGUCGCAGUGACUUCCAUGGAGGAUCGGAUCGCAGACCAGAAGACGGUGCUUUGUUGCAUCUCCUGUCUGCUCUGCAGUUGGAGCUAAAAGUCUUAGUGCCCGCUCAUUUAAAAAAGGCUGCACACCCAAGUCAUUCAUUCUGAGUUAGACUAGGUCAUAUUUUCAGUUGGGGUUUUGAUCACAGGAAGCCUAGAAUGAAUUGUCACUCUCCGAGUUGUGGAAGUUGUACUGUUGCUCUAACGAAAUGUAUUUAUAAACUUUUUGUUGUUGUUUAUAACUGUCAGAAAAAAAAGUGGUUUCUUCUGCCAAAGCUUGUCAUUUCAAUGGCCUAGGAUUCAUAUCUGUUUUUUUGUUUCAUUGAAACAUAAUUUUGGCGUACUGUUCUCAAUUUAGUUAGGACGUUUUACUACAAAAAAUUGUUGACAAGAUCAACAAGAUAUUAGAGAAACAUUAGUGAUAUAAAAAACAACGUCAUUCAGUUUUUGGAUAUCAAUUAAAAUCCCAUCAAAUGCAAAUGUCCUUUGGCCUUAAAUGUCAGUGUGAAACUUCUGUUGGGUGUAAGUGGGACACAGAUGCUAAUUUUUGUUUUUUGGCAACUCGCCGCUUUUGGUGGCUAUAGGUUUCCUUCCUACUUGCCGAGUGGCUCCAGCACUAUUCCUCUGCUGCAGUCAGGUGUUCAGUCCUGAUUGCAUGAUGCAUCUCUGACCAUAUUUGUGGGCAAAAAAUGACACAGAGCCAUCCUAACUGUUGCUAAGAGAACAGCUCCUUGGGUCUCCUAUGCCUCACAUGGGGUAAAUGUAAGCAAUGGGUCCUCAUUGACAAAAUGCAACACUCUGCUUCCAUGUAUUCUAUUUUGUUAAUUAAUUCGAGAUACUAUGUUUUCUUUGCGGACUCCAUAAUAACCUUGGUUGCAAACAAAGUAAAGAAUGAAAUUAUUGAACAUA